CAGACAACGCGGCGGCGAUGUCCGCGAGCCCGGCGAACGCCGCGGCGGUAGCGGCGGGGCCUGGCGCGUGGCUGGGCGGCCUGGGCUGCGGCCUCCCCGCCGGUCCCUGGAAGCGGGCGCGCGGCGGGCGCGGGAGCAGUGGCGGAGGCCCCGGCGCGUCCUUCUGCCCCGCAGCCUGAGCCCGGGCGGCUGGAGGGCUCCGCUGCCCGAGGAUGGGAAUUCUCUUCACCCGGAUCUGGAGGCUGUUCAAUCACCAGGAGCACAAAGUUAUCAUUGUUGGGCUGGAUAAUGCAGGGAAAACUACCAUCCUUUACCAGUUUUCCAUGAAUGAAGUUGUACAUACAUCCCCUACAAUAGGAAGUAAUGUGGAGGAGAUUGUGGUUAAUAAUACACGUUUCCUGAUGUGGGAUAUUGGAGGUCAAGAAUCCCUUCGAUCUUCCUGGAACACUUACUAUACUAACACUGAGUUUGUAAUAGUUGUUGUGGACAGCACAGACAGAGAAAGAAUUUCAGUAACUAGAGAAGAGCUCUACAAAAUGCUGGCCCACGAGGACCUAAGAAAAGCUGGAUUGCUGAUUUUUGCUAAUAAACAAGAUGUUAAAGAAUGCAUGACAGUAGCAGAGAUCUCCCAGUUUUUGAAGCUAACGUCUAUAAAAGACCACCAGUGGCAUAUCCAAGCAUGCUGCGCUCUUACUGGCGAGGGGUUAUGCCAAGGACUCGAGUGGAUGAUGUCACGGCUGAAGAUCAGAUGAUCUCUACUGACCUCUUCUCACAGACUCUGUAUCAACAAAGUGCUGGACUUUACCUGAAAGCUGCAAGAAAACGGUUGAGAUAUAUUUAUAAUAACUGACUUAAGAGUUUUUCUAUAAGAAGAAAAAUGAAGACCACUUAUUUGAAAACAAAGAUGAAACGUCACCACCCAGUUUGCUCUCAUUACUUCCAAAGUGCAUCGAAGCUGUGACUGACAUUUCUCACGAUGAAUCCUCUCAGGAUAUGGUAUAGCUGUGGCGAGUAUGAAGGGAGAGGAAGACAUUUGAACUGUAGAGCUUUAUUGUCCGAGUGCUUUGCCCUCCCCACCCCACCCCAAGUUGAAUGUUCCCUUCUCAUUACAUUGAAUCAAAAUACAAAUCAGCACAGAUACCGUUCCCAGUUUUUAAAAAUGUAAUAUUAUGGAAAGUAUUUUGCUUAAAGUUGAAUAUGUAUUGUGUAUAUACCUCAAGUUCAGGUUAAUGGCUUUGAUUUGUGUUCUAACGAAAAGCAGAUGACACAAUAAUAACCUUAGUUAUUAUUAUUACCCUAAUGUUAUUCAGUCCCAACGUUGGUGUUAAGGGUCAUUUUUGUAGUUUCCCCUCUGUUCUCUGUAUUGUCCUAACAAGCCAGCCCUGACCUAGAAUUGUUGAGCUGCUCCUUAGAAACAAAACAGGAAAAAGCUUGACAUUGUAUACCAAUUUCUCUUGCUCAGUAAUUGAGAUGGACAAACGUAACACAAGUGAGUAGAAUGUCUGCUAGACUCCUGGCCAGGAGUGACUGGGCAGAAUUACAGAGUGAGCAGUUACCAGACUUUCCCUUCUGUUGAUCCUAUGCCAACUCAGCUACUAAUCAGUCAUAAGUUGUGAUUAAAACUACCAGGUCAUUUUUAAUUGAAAAUCAUGGUGUGAAAUAGAUCUGCCCAAAGAGGAAAUAUUCUAUAAAUAGUAGUAAUUAAUUUAGCUGCAGCUUUUUAGGUGUAACAUGACAAACAGCUAAAAAUGAAUUUGAGAGUAAGCAUAAGGCAUAGUUUUCAAUGAACAUUGAUAAUUUCUCAAUUUGCAGAUUUAUUUGUUUCUGUAGGUUUUCUUAACAUGUUCUUCUACUGCAUAAAAUAGCUUGUUUAAUAGUUAGGAAAUCCAAAUACUCUGAAUGCUUUCAAGAAUUUGAUUGAAAAUUUGACAUGUUACAUUAUUUGUACUAGAAGUCAUUUGAUCCAAAACACCUUUUAUAUUUGCUUUUUUUUUAAAUUUAUCUAAAAGUUGAAGGUAUUUCUGUCAUAACUAUAAACAAAAUUACCAUGUGUUUUAACAUAUUCUUGGUGACUCUAUAUGCCUUUUGUGCCCUGGAAAUUUGAAGGUUAGUCAAAACUGUCAAGAUUUAGGAUAUUCAAAAAAAAAAAUUUAACUAGUUUUAGUAUCAGCUUUAAAAUUUCCUAAAGAUUUUGAUAAGAACUAGAAGUCCACAUUACAAGCAUUAAUGGAACUUUGAAAAAUCUUUCGUUAAAUGUGAGACACUUAACUGUCUAAACCCAUCGGGUGCAGAUGAGUGUUAACAGGGAAAAAUCUUUCGUUAAAUGUGAGACACUUAACUGUCUAAACCCAUCGGGUGCAGAUGAGUGUUAACAGGGAUGCUUUGUGUUUGAGAUCUGCUGUAAGCCUCCCAGUACACUCUCAGCAUUUAAUGUUUGCCCACCUGCUCUGAGAAAAUCAGCCCUCCAUCACUGGGCUUUGUAGUGCUAAGUUCUGGUCAUACGUUCUCAUACUUCAGAUCACGAUGAGAGGUUUCCUCUGGUGUAUUAGAAAAUCCCCUUAAAGACUCACAUCUACUCCGUAGUUUUGUUAAAGGCAAACAGCCUCUAAUGGAGCCCUUCCCACCCCUCCAGAGCCCAGACCUACAGCUUGCUAAAAAGCUAAAUUUUUAUUUUUUAAUUUGAGUAAUCAUGUGCAUAGUUGCUUGGAUCACUGUUACAUCAGUUCAACACAUACCAGCACAUUCUGAUGUUGCCAGGGUAUUGGCUAAACUUUGUUCUUAGUUGGAUGUUUAAAGCGUUUGCUCCGUUGGUAAGGUUGGCGUAGUGCAGUCAGUUACUGACAUGUCAUAAGAAAGCCUGAAACUUCACCCCUUUCACAAAAUACGAGGUUUUUGGCUUUUUAACCCUUUUAAGCGAAGCAUCAAAAAGUAUGAUGCCUGUGUACUUGUACAUAAAAACAAAACUAUAACUGAGUAAAAAGAGUUUUAAUAUAUGAAAAUAUCAAAACAUCAAACAGUAUUAGGCCUAAAUAUGGCGGAGUACCCCUUGACGUCGUGCUGGCAGUUUACAUGUCAUGGGGCAGAACUCAGCAAGCCCUGUGGUUUCAGAUGUUCAUAUGCGACUUCUGGGUGUAAACAAACAUCUCAUUUAACCUCACUGUGCUCAGCUCUGAAAAGAACAAAGAUUUAUACCUCUGUACAUGUGAAUAGAUUUAAGUGUCCCGUUUUGAUACUGAUUUUGAAAGUUGUUUAACUUCUCUUGAUACCUUGGUAAAAGUGGCCAUAAGAUAAAUCAUUUGAAUAUAUUUGAUUUUGUCAUAACAUUUAUAAAGUGUAUGUUUCCCAUCAUAUUGAGAGUUUUAUUUUAAAAAUUCAGUUCCCCUUAUAUUUCUAGCACACCUUGGCCGUCAUAGUAGACAAAGAACACAGAGAAGGCAAGUGGGCUGGGCAGUGGGGAAUGGGUCUUCAUUUUCUUGUGACGUUUUGCCUUAAGAAUAAAAAGGUGCAUUAGCACUGCUGGUUGGCAUUUUGAAUGCAGGUGGUAAACCUAGUCUUACAUAAGCAUAGCAUGAGAUAGAGGAAUAAGAGUUGGUUUCCUGGCCUUGAAGAAGUGCCUCAUAGGUAGUCACGGGAAGUCGCAGGUAAGUGUGGCGAGUGUGAGGACAGGCAAGAGGUCCCUAAGGUGUCUUUUCCUUUUGUCUGAGUGUAUAGUAUUAAGAAGCCGAGAAGAGGGAUGCUAUUGGUCCUCUCUUCCAGGCACUUUAUAUUUCUUGCUGUAACUACAGCAAUCACAUACAGUACAGACAACCUCAAAUCUGUUUAUAUUAGUGUAAAUAAAAAAAUCAUAGCCAGCUGUCUAGUUUUCUCUGCAGGCAUUUUUGGGAAUGCAUCUAUAGUCUGUUCUACUUUGUUAAUAGGGGAUAACAGCACAUCCUAGAUCUUAUGUGAACUUUGGGAUCUUCUAAUUGCCCUUGGUAUCCUGGUAUCAUUCUCAUUUUCAAGGCAAGGUAGAGAAGGUUUCUUUAUACAGCAGAUUUGACCACUUCAUUCUCCAAAUGCAACGUGGAGUUUCUUGUUCAGGAGCAACUUUCAGAGCUCAGCUAGCCCUUACUGUCCUAGAUGUUUGCUGACCACCAAUGAAGGUUGCUCGUUUUCAUCUAAGGGGAUCCAUUGUUCCCAGACCACUGGGUUUUCAGUAACGACUUUAAUUCUGUUUGUCCACCUACCGUGACUUGACCCACUGCUGGGGACCUUUGCAUCACCAGAGAUUCUGAGUCUAUCAGGAGACUAGAUUCAGGUUGUGGUAUAGAGAUACCAGUAGAAGACUCAUGUUAUACUAUAUUUAGCCCCCUAAUUCUACUUAAUAUUAACUUCUUAAGCUGACAGCUAGAUUCAGAAAGACAAGAAAAAUACAUAGACUAUUUCAGGUCCUUGAGCUAUGAUUUAGGACCAAAGGCCAUUGCUACAUUCACAUUAUCCUCAUAGAAACAAGAUUGGUGAUGUUUUGGAGAAUACCAGUUCAGCUGGCUUAAGAUGGGGAAGGUUGACAAAACAAGACUGUAUAUAGGGUUGAACCUGAAGACAGCCUAAGUUGAUUUCCCACAUUCCAUUUUUCUUCAUGUUUGCUUAAAUAGCAAAGAUCAGCAUUAAAUGUCUAAAGGAAUUUGUAACUUGAGACCUGGUAUUACAAAAUAAACUUGCUGAAACAAGCUUUAAAAGACAGCAAAAUAUGCAGUAUGUGGUGGUGUGACUCUGUAAUUCCAGCAUUCAAAAUGUGAGACAGGAGAAUUGCUGGGAGUACAAGGUCAACCUGGGCUGAAUAGGAUCAGCCACCAAGACUACAUAGCAAAAGACUAUCACAAAAAGGAAGGAAGGAAGGAAAGAAGGAAGGAAGGAAGGAAGGAAGAAAAACAGCCAGCAAUCAACUAUCAUGUGUUUCUGUGGAAUCAGAUGUUAUAGAAAAUAAAGACUCAGGAUGCUACUUAAAAUACAACUUCUGUGCCACGUUCCUCAGCAGGUGCAAUCGUUUAAGACCAUGAUAGUGGAGUAAAGGAAAGAGCAGAAUUAAGCACUCUGGAUGCUUAAGAAGUGAGUGUAUUUAACCCUAAAAUUGUUUGAAAUUGGGAAGAAAUGUAACAGGAUACAAUUGGGCUAAUUAUGCAAUAUUUCAUCUUUUCAAUUCUCUAACUCUGUACUGUUCCUAAAACGGAAGAGUGAGUCUCUUUGGUGUUGCCUGCUCAAUGUACGGAUCUUUGGUAGACAUUUCUCAUAGUGUGUACUUAAGAAGUGCCUGACAUUGAUUUGUGUUGAUUUCUAAGUCCAUGUAAUAAAUGAUACGUGUUUUCUAUGGUAUCAUA
Peromyscus californicus insignis is the source of this 5357-nucleotide messenger RNA. RefSeq names its product ADP ribosylation factor like GTPase 5A (gene Arl5a). Bases 213 to 752 code for a protein of 179 amino acids. The record is from RefSeq and is a predicted model, not a curated record. Lineage: Eukaryota; Metazoa; Chordata; Mammalia; Rodentia; Cricetidae. Gene Ontology annotation, cellular component: cytoplasm; trans-Golgi network. Gene Ontology annotation, molecular function: GTPase activity; GTP binding. Gene Ontology annotation, biological process: vesicle-mediated transport; protein localization to Golgi membrane; intracellular protein transport. The transcript is spliced from 6 exons.